Molecule: messenger RNA, 2382 nt
Organism: Chinchilla lanigera (long-tailed chinchilla)
Lineage: Eukaryota; Metazoa; Chordata; Mammalia; Rodentia; Chinchillidae
Gene: Fhl1
Product: four and a half LIM domains 1
Exons: 6
Coding region: 136-1026 (296 amino acids)
Biological process (GO): muscle organ development
Molecular function (GO): transmembrane transporter binding
Source: RefSeq, a predicted model, not a curated record
GGGACAUCUGCUCUUGGUUAUUUUUGUGUGAGCUGCUUCCCCUUAAAUGUAUGUUCACAAAUGAGCCAUAGCCUUAUCAUCUGGGGUUGAGGGAAGACUUGUCUAGGUGCUGCUCCCGAGCUUGGUCUCUGAGCCAUGGCUUCUCAUCGACACUCAGGUCCCUCCAGCUAUAAGGUGGGCACCAUGGCUGAGAAAUUCGACUGCCACUACUGCAGGGACCCUUUGCAGGGGAAGAAGUAUGUGCAGAAGGAUGGCCACCACUGCUGCCUGAAGUGCUUUGACAAGUUCUGUGCCAACACCUGUGUGGAGUGCCGCAAGCCCAUUGGCGCAGACUCCAAGGAGGUGCACUACAAGAACCGCUACUGGCACGACACCUGCUUCCGCUGUGCCAAGUGCCUUCACCCCUUGGCCAGCGAGACCUUUGUGUCCAAGGACAACAAGAUACUGUGCAACAAGUGUGCCACUCGGGAGGACUCCCCCAAGUGCAAAGGGUGCUUCAAGGCCAUUGUGGCAGGAGACCAGAACGUGGAGUACAAGGGCACUGUCUGGCAUAAAGACUGCUUCACCUGCAGCAACUGCAAGCAAGUCAUCGGGACCGGAAGCUUCUUCCCGAAAGGGGAGGACUUCUACUGCGUGACUUGCCACGAGACCAAGUUUGCCAAGCACUGCGUCAAGUGCAACAAGGCCAUCACAUCUGGAGGAAUCACUUACCAGGAUCAGCCCUGGCAUGCCGAUUGCUUUGUGUGUGUUACCUGCUCUAAGAAGCUGGCUGGGCAGCGUUUCACCGCUGUGGAGGACCAGUAUUACUGCGUGGAUUGCUACAAGAACUUUGUGGCCAAGAAGUGUGCUGGAUGCAAGAACCCCAUCACUGGGUUUGGUAAAGGCUCCAGUGUGGUGGCCUAUGAAGGACAAUCCUGGCACGACUACUGCUUCCACUGCAAAAAAUGCUCCGUGAAUCUGGCCAACAAGCGCUUUGUUUAUCACCAGGAGCAGGUGUAUUGCCCUGACUGUGCCAAAAAGCUGUAAACCGACAGGGGCUCCUGUCCUGUAAAAUGGAGUUGGCAUCAUGUUCUUUGUGUCCUUGCUCUCUCUGCCCUACACCAUCAAUAGGACAAGAGUGGUCUUUCACCUCUUAAAGUUGUUCCUUGUCUCUUCUCCCAUUUUACAGUAUUACUCAAAUAAGGGCACGCAGUGAUCAUAUUCGUAUUUAGCCAAAAGCAAAGUUGCAGCAAAGUUAAUUUCUCUAUAGCUGCAAUGAAGAAACGAAAAUUUAGAUAGAUUGACUCUUCUGCAUGUUUAUCAUAGAGCAGAAAAGUGCUGACCAUGUAGCCACUUCGUGAUGUAAGCAAGAAGCAUAAGCGACAAAGCCCCCACUGAGAUGCCUUUUGCGGCUCAGCUGGGACCCACCAUGUAGUCAGAAGACAUGCAAGAGUUGUAGCGGCUGCUCCAACUCACUGCUCACCCUCUUGGGUGGGCAGAAAAAGAACUUGUCAGAAUGCAUGGUUUAGUUUCCUAGUUAAAACUCUGACCCUCCUUCUGUUCUUUUGUGCUUUUACAUGACUAACAAGAAUUUCCAGAAAAUUAACAUUUGGACUUAGCUGUAAUUUUCAAUUGACCAUCUUCCCACACUGGUAUUCGCUUCCCCUGUGUGGCAUGUGUUCUGAGCGUUCCUGCUUCGCAGCGAGGGAGUGUGCGAGCAGAUCUGAGAAAACGAGCGUCCUUCAGAGCAGCAGCAUCACAGCGAAUACUUCUGGAAGCUUAACAAAACUAACCCUGCUAUCUUUUCUAUUUUUUUAAUUAAUGAUAUUUUUGUUUUAAUUAAUAGUAAAAUAGUUUAUGGGUUUGGAAACUUGCAUGACAAUAUGUGGGCCCCUCAGACAGUCCUGCAGUUUUGAGAUUCAUCCUUCAGAAGUGUCUGUAAAACUCUAGAGGGGUAGCUGAGCAGGUGCCAGGGCUGUCAUUAAUGUGGAGCUGACAUUUUGAAACCGUGAUGCGUUGAAUCCCUUGUAACAUAGUAGUUGUCUGCUCCUCGUCUGUGUGUUCGAGAGGGCUGCAGAGUCCCUUCUGUUGUGAUUCCUAGGACUUCUCAGGAGCUUAGCUGGCUCUCUGGGGAAGUGGGGAGGCCCCCGUCCUCACAGGCAGAACCGAACCUCCACCGCCUGCUUCCCUGAGAUGCAGGAACACCUACUUACUGUAUUCUCCAUUGUUAUAUCGCAUAGUAUCACAAGACAGUAUCCAAAGUACACAUGUAAUGACAGUACAUAUCCAUGUUCUCGUAGGAGUGGUUGUAGAAGCCGAUGCCUCAUUUCUACCUUUUGUCAUUAGCUCUUAUUAUCGAAUGUUUCAGUGUAUCCGUACAGAAAUAAAGCAGCAUAGAAAUAA